Homalodisca vitripennis (glassy-winged sharpshooter) is the source of this 4554-nucleotide messenger RNA. RefSeq names its product roundabout homolog 2-like. The transcript is spliced from 22 exons. NCBI's taxonomy places the organism in Eukaryota, Metazoa, Arthropoda, Insecta, Hemiptera, Cicadellidae. Gene Ontology annotation, biological process: axon guidance; cell-cell adhesion. Gene Ontology annotation, molecular function: protein binding. The coding region runs from base 360 to 3956 and encodes 1198 amino acids. The record is from RefSeq and is a predicted model, not a curated record. Gene Ontology annotation, cellular component: axon; plasma membrane.
CUGAAGUGUCCGUGGAUAGUGUUUGUGGGGUCGCACUGCGUCUUACACGCGGCAAACUUUUUUUCACUCCGUGACUUUUCAAUUGUACAUGUUUACCUGUGUGUUGUGCUGGCUUUUCUGAAUUUAAACUGGAUUCUUUGGAUUAUCAGUAUUCUCUUAUGGUGUUUCUGUUCUCAAGUGAGCAACAAGUGUUUUUUUAAUUCGGUGUCAUAAAACAUCUUUUUAAGUAGGAAUGUGUUGCCUCUAGGACCUGGCGUUAGAACCUUAGGGAUGCUGUUAGUGCCCGUGACGACAGUUGUGAACAUGCCCGUGUUGUGUUGUGUUAGUGCGUAAGUCAGUGUUAGUGUUAGUGUUGUACUAUGGCCAACCAGUUAGUGACUCGUGCCGCAUUGCUUAUCACUCUUUGGAUUUUGAACCUGUCUGAUGUCAAUGGUCAGUACCGCAGCCCGCGGAUCACAGAACACCCCUCGGACGUGGUAGUCCCGCGGAACGAACCGGUCACCCUCAACUGCAAGGCCGAGGGGCGGCCGGAGCCCCGUGUCACGUGGUACAAGGACGGCUCACUCGUGGACGAGGCCAAGAGUCACCGGGUGAUCCUGCCUGCAGGAUCCCUCUUCUUCCUCAGAGUCAUGCACGGCAAGAAGGAGUCGGACAGCGGAGUGUACUGGUGUGUCGCCACUAACAUCGCGGGUACAGUCAGCAGCAGGAACGCUACCCUACAAGUUGCAGUGCUGAGGGACGACUUCAGGGUGGAGCCCAAAGACACGAGGGUGGCGGCCGGAGAGAGGGCACUGCUGCAGUGUGGACCGCCCAGGGGCACCCCCGAGCCAUCGCUCUAUUGGAAAAAGGACGGUGCCGUGGUCGACAUCGAGCAGUCUGACAGGAUCAGAGUGGUGGACGGAGGUAACUUGCUAAUCUCCGAUGUGCGACAGAGUGAUGGAGGCCGGUACCAAUGUGUAGCUCAGAACCUGGUUGGCACCAAAGAGAGCAACAACGCCACACUGACAGUUCACACAAAACCAUAUACGUUAUCGGAGCCCCGCGAUGUGAGCACACUGUCAGGACAGAGCGUACAGUUUGAGUGUCGCGUGGGUGGAGACCCCCAGCCGAGGAUACUCUGGCGACGUGAUGACGGGAAAAUGCCAGUUGGUCGAGCUCACAUCUUAGAAGACAAGAGUCUCCGGAUAGAACACACUGUACCAGACGAUGAAGGGAUCUACAUCUGUGACGCAGAGAAUGAUGUUGGCACUGUAUCUUCCCGAGCGUCACUUAUUGUGCACUCUCCACCAGAGUUCACCAAGAAACCAGUAGACCAGAAGGUUGGAUUGAAUGGCAUUGCACGAUUUGAAUGUGCGGCACAAGGUAACCCUCCACCCAGUGUGUUCUGGAGCAAAGAGGGUAGUCAGGUGCUCAUGUUCCCGGGUAACAGCUACGGCACUAUGACCGUGACCGGAGAAGGUUCCCUGACAAUCCAAGGUGUGCAGCGAGAGGAUGCAGGGUUCCUGGUGUGUUCAGCCCUGAGUGUUGCUGGCAGUACAUCGGCGCGCGCUUAUCUCCAGGUGACAUCAGUAGAAGACGUUCCUCCGCCACUGGUAGAGAUCAGGCCUACCAACCAAACUCUACCCCUACACUCGGUGGCCACACUGUCGUGUCAAGCGAGAGGCUCACCACCUCCCCGAAUCAAGUGGUACAAGAAUGGCACCCCCUUGGACAUGCCAAACAGUCGUGUCAUCAUCAAACCUUCUGGCUCUCUUCACAUUGAUGAUCUACAGCUGAGUGAUUCUGGUUUGUACACAUGCACAGCAACGUCUGAAAGUGGGGAGACAUCUUGGUCUGCUGCUUUAACGGUAGAAAAACAGCCUGGCCCCCACCUCCACCGUAGUCCUGACCCCUCCACCUUUCCCCCUGCUCCUGGACCUCCCACUGUCCUCAACGCUACCCAGAGCAGCCUGACUGUAGCCUGGACUGAGCGAGUCGGCGGGAGCACUGCAGGUCCUCUCAUUGGUUACACUCUAGAGUACUAUAGUCCUGAUCUUCAAACUGGAUGGGUUGUCGCAGCACAUCGACUCAACACUAACACUGUGGAGGUGACGGACUUGAAACCAGACACAGCGUAUGUGUUUGUGGUCAGAUCAGAGAACGCCAAUGGUCUUUCAGUUCCUAGUGAGAUGUCCUCGGUUGCCCGAACCCUUGCUGCAGAUUCCGAGGCUGUACCACAACACCAGCUGGAGGAGGCUAGAAUCCGGUUGGCUGCCAAAGUGGUGACGCUGAAGGAGCUGCGAGCUUCGUCAUCCACAUCCUGCAUUCUCAGUUGGGAGAUUCAAGGAAGUGGAGAAUACAUUGAAGGAUUGUACAUCCGAUACCGUGAUCUCUCCGGGGGCUCCCAACAGUUCAACAUGGCCACUGUUCUCAACCUGGACACCACGUCCUACACGCUUGCCAACCUCCGCAAGUACACCAAGUACCAGGUGUUCCUUGUGCCCUUCUUCAAAACAAUCGAUGGACAGCCCUCCAACUCUAUGGAAGUGCAGACGUGUGAGGAUGUGCCUUCAGCACCUCCGGAUAAUGUAGAAGUUGUAUGGCUCAACUCCACCGCUGCUUUUGUACAUUGGUCUCCCCCUCCACCACAGCACUUCAAUGGUAUCCUUACAGGUUAUACGAUCGAGCUGAGAGACAGUGCCAACAUAGAGGUCUCCAAAAUGAAAGUGAAUGCCUCCCAGACGUCAGUUCUGUUGCGGAACUUGACUCAGGGCAACUUGUAUUCAGCCACGGUGAGAGCUUCAACAGCGGAAGGGAAUGGCCCUGCAGCACACAUGAGUGUAAGGCAUAGCCCUGCCCCUUACCCUGUGGUACCUGCCCCACGACUAUGGCUUGUACUGCUGGUAGCAGCUACUGCUGUGGUGCUUGUGACUGCAUUUGCUGCUACCUUCUACCUGCGGCGAAAACAAGCCAUGACCAAACAGCUGGGACACCUCUCAGUUCCAGUGAAUGGAACUGAUCUAGGACUGAUGGGUGGAGUCAAGGAGGCAUUGUGGAUAGAAGUACCACACGACACCCACCGCAAACACAUGACCUUGGAGAGCAGUGAUUACGCAGAAGUUGACACACAGAAUCUCUCUAGUUUCUACAACAGCCGCAAGGAGACACUUACUCCAUAUGCGACCACCAUUCUAGUUCCUAACCGCCAGGACAGCUGUAGCGAAACUGGACCACUGAUUGUUCCUAUUGCUGUCAGCUCUUCUUCUGGAACCAAAACCUCCAAUUCUGGAGAUUCAUGGUCUCGGCAGCAACAAGAUCAUAGAGAUGAGAAUGGUCUCUACUCGUAUUAUCCAGUUGAGAAGAAUUGCCAACAACCGAAUUGGAAUGAAUUUCUUCCCCCACCUCCGCAGCACCCACCACCGCCUCGUCCUGUUAUGCAGAGCGGGAUGAGCUGUGGCAGUCCCCAGAUGUCCAAGCGGAGUGGAGGCAGUCACAAUUCCAGGGAAAGCACUCCCGCCACCAACAGUGUGUAUCCCCACCAGUGGACCCAUCAUCGUCCCCCACCACAUGAUCACCCCCCGCCAGUGCCCAGCUUCCAGUCCGGCUACCAUACAGGGAGCAGUGGCGGUAGCUCUUGUAAAUACCACCAACAGGGUAAUCCCGCUUACAGGCGCGACAACAAUGGCCCCCACGAUAACACUGUGUUACACAGACAUCCCACCAACUUCACCAGUUGCCGACUAGAGCAGACUAAUUGUGAUGCCAACUGUCACGCCAAGGAUAGGGGAGUCCAGUCAUCUAUCCAGAGGCACCAUCCUAAAGGCAAUUGUUCCGAGUACAGUGACUACGGUGAGGGGGAGGGCCAGAGGUCUAGGGAGGGGGAGGAGGGAGGUUAUAGCAGUAAUAGUUGUUGUUCCUGCAGUGAAGCCUCCUGCCAAUAUGCCCAAACCUGUCCAGAAUGUCCCACAGCACACUAAAUGUUGAUUUGAACUUCGCUUGUCUUCUACUUAAUGUUGGCAGCAUUCAACAUGUGAUGUGUAUAUGCAGAAAACUCCUCAUGUAAUCCACAGGUGUCAUUUCCUGAGGAAACCAUCUCUUUGCGAUUGUAGAAGCUAAAUGGCUGUGUCUGUUAAUUUAAGUUAUAUUUUAACACAAUCUUGUUAAUGCUAGAAACAAUUACAAUAAGUAUUAACAAUGUAAAUAUUAUUUUACUUUAGGUAUUUCUGAUUAACAAACAACAGCCCAUCGCUAAGGGGACUUAAAGAUUGUUAUUAUGAGUCUAGGUAAAUGAUGCUUGGCAAAACACUUGUUUUGUAAAAACAGAUCUCUAUUUUAAAACUUGCAUAACUAAAAAAAAACACACACACAAAUAUUCAAAUCUCUUUUUUAAAGACAGUUUAAAUUCUUCCAUUUAUUGAAAUAAAAUAGUUGGAAAUACUGAAGAAUUUAUCACAUGAAUAUUAAAGUUUUAAGUUUUAGUUAAAAUACAAUACAAAUCAAAGACAUUAACUUUUUCAAAAGUUAUUUUUGUAAGAAAUCAAUAUUUAAUUACUUUAGCCAAUUUUGAUUGAUUUU